CUGAGCUUUCGGGUCUCACUUGAGUGGAAAAUAUAGGCGACAUCUUCAUAUACCUGAGAUAUUUUAAGCUGCUGCUGCUGCUGCUGCUCUUCACGUUUCCCCUGAAGACAGUCUGAAGCUCCGAGAGGAGAGACAAGGAACUCACAGGGGAGCCAGAGCCGAGGGCAGAGCUGGGCUUCCAGCCCCAGCUGGCAGGGCGAUGGAGGAGGAAGGAUCUGAGUGGGUCCUUCUCCAGACCCCAGCUGGAGCGCAGUCUCGGAAUCCUAACGCAGACCUGCAGGCAGGUAAAAUAACUGUCCCAGCAGAUGUGACCUUAGGACAGGCACAGACUGGACCUGCAGUUCAGGUGAAGUUUGCAGAGGAAGAGGACUCAACGGACACAGAGACUGACUCCCCAGGGUCUGUCCUCACCCCAGAAGUGACAGAAUCACCUGGUGUGCCGGAGAGCGAGGAGACCCCCCAGACGCUGAGGCUGAUGGUGGUGGGGAAAAGCGGAAGUGGGAAGAGCGCCACCGGGAACAGCAUCCUGGGCCGGACCCAGUUCGAGUCGAGACUCAGCGCUGCGCCUGUGACACGGACCUUCCAGACGGGGACGAGUGAGUGGGCCGGGAAGCAGCUGGAGGUGAUGGACACCCCCGAUCUCCUGUGUCCCUUGGACCCUCCUGCGGCGUCCGCCCAGCGCAUGUGCGAGGCGGUCACCUUGUCCUCCCCGGGGCCCCACGCGGUGCUGCUGGUGACCCAGUUGGGCCGCUUCACAGAGCAGGAUCGCCAGGCGGCCCUGCGCCUCCAGCAGCUCUUCGGGGCGGGCGUGCUGGCACACACCAUCCUGGUGUUCACCCGCAGCGAGGACCUGGCUGGAGGCUCCCUGGACGAGUACCUGCGGGGCUCGGACAACCGGGACCUGGCCAGGCUGGACGCGCUGUGCGCGCGGCGCCACUGCGGCUUCAACAACAGGGCGCAGGGGCGCGAGCGGGAGGACCAGCUCCGGGCGCUCAUGGAGCAGGUGGAGGUUGUGCUGUGGGAACACGAGGGCCGGUGCUACAGCAACAGCGCGUACCUGUACUGGCGGGAGAGGCCACAUGAGGACGGGCCAGCGAGGCCAGCGGUCCCGGGGCAAGGCUCCCAGGAGGAGGCGGAGGAGGAGGCCUGGCUAGAGGAGCUGUGCAGGGUCCAGAGGGAGUCUGAGGAAUCCCACAAACGUGUCCUGGGGAGCGCGCUCCUUUGAGGGAAGGCUGGCCUGUGGCUGGGCACAGCUGCUUCCCGCCAGCCCCCUGCAGCCGGAGUCCAGCUUCUAGACUUGCUCUAUCUUCAUGGAGCACUCACCCUCCCAGUCUCAGGCCAGUCUCGUGCCUGCUGUGGUUGGGGGCUGCAGCUUCCUUCGUUCCAGCUCACAUCCCAGAGCCCCUUGGCGCUCUCUCCUGGGGCUCCCUCACACACAGCCCGGCAUCUCGCCUACAUUCUUAUUGAGAUGACUCCCUUUCCCCUGAUAGAAUCAAAGCUUUGGGCACACUGUGCCUCAUUAUUCCACUGUGACCACCCAGAGCAUCUUGGUCACUGGAAUUUCUCCUCCAAUGUUGACGAUGCAUGUCAGAGUGGGGAGAAGAACAGGGGCCUUCAUAUUCCUUGGUUUAUACCCUCUACAGAAAUGGUGUCGGCAGAUUGACUCUUAGAACUUUUGCUGGCCUGUGUGUGGUGGGUUAAAAUAUAGCAAACGCUCCUGUGUCAUGUGGGGAGAUGUACGUUGCCGGGCAGAGAGAUUCAACCCAGGGAUUCAACACAGGACUCAACCCAAAGGACAUUCCGUGCACCCACUUUUAAAGGAGAACAUAAAUGAAGAGCUAAUGAAUUCCAUGGCAAGGUUCAGGUGAUAAGAUAAAAAAAAAUGCAGUGACCCAGAUGUCUAAGAUGUGACGAUAGUUUUGACUCUAGUUCAUUGAAAUGCCAUGUGAACCACAAAGAGGAGCAUUACCCAGAGGCAAACUUAAUUAGGGGCUCAUGUACCCCUACUCUUUCCGCAUGAUACCUGGUAUUUGGUGUUUGAAAAACAAAGGCAUUUCAUCCCUGCCUCAAUUCUUCUUUUCAGGGAAAGGGAAAUCCUCUUUCCCUCCUCCCUUGAAAGUGGGGCUAGAAGGAUGCCUGGGGUGAGUGUCUGCUGUGAGAGUUCCCAGGCAGGGCUGUGACAUGAAGGCACAGAGAGAACAGGGACCUUGAGUAAGCAGGUGGAUAGCAUAAACAUGACAGGGAGAAGCCGGUUUGAUGGGGGACAUUCCGGAAGCCCAUGGUGUAUUUCUGGAGAGCCGCUUUACUGAAAGUGUUCGAGCAAUGUGGGGUAAGAAAAGAGCGGAUCCAGAUGUUGGUCUUUCUUGCCCUUGCGACAAGUGUCUUAGGGCACAGGUGGAGAACUUCCUCCUGAUGCACCUCACUUUCUCUGAGAUUCAAGAUGUUGCUGGGGACAUCCUGGGGAGUCUGACUAAGUUUGAAUGCACAUAGAAUGAAUGUCAUGGGGAAAUACCUUUGAUGGCUGUCCUUGUUCCUCCUUUAAAUGGUCUCUUGUGAAGAGGGUGGGGAAUGGAAUUUCUCUGGGUGUUGACAACCUUGGGAUUCACCUCAAAACCUAGAAUAUCACCUUUUACCUGUCUGUAUAGUAAUCCAUUGAUUGGAGAGUCUCUGUCAACCCCCACAGAUUUCUGGUCUCACAGCUGAAGGCCAUGGCAGCCAUCUUCCUCCAAAUCAGUGAACUCCUGAGGAAGUUUAAGUACCUCUACUGUUGAAAGACACAGAGAAGAGUGUCAAGGCUGAUCUGAGACUUAUUUUGUAUAUUUAAGAAAGCUUUUUGUACCAGGACUCUUCACUAAACUUAUGGUCCAUUUCCAAUUGAUCAAAGUGCAAUAUAUUCUGUAUUAAAAGUACAAUACUUGUAUUAAAAUUUCACAAUCUCAAAAGUUUAUGCCAGUAUUUUGAAUUCUGUUUAUCUUCUAUGUAUUAUUCUCCUAAAUGAAUAAAAUAUUGACUUGAUAAUAGUGUUUUUGAUUAUAAUAAGGUCAACUCUUCCUCAACCUACAUUUUAUAUUUUCUUGGUUUUCCUCAGGUACUUAUUCUUGUGAAAAUUAAAAUCACAGGGCCAGAGAGACAAUUUGUUCAUGGCAAGCAGGAGUAGAUAUAUGGAAGGAAGCAUGUGGUAUGUGUAGAAAGAGAGGAGAGUGUGCAAAGCUUGGAACAAAGCAUAACCAUCUGAAAAGUAAAGGUGCUGAGAUGAUCAGUUAAGGUGUGAUUGCUCAAUACUAGGGAACUGCUUUUGAGAGAAUAGCUGAGACAGAGACAUAAGUCCAACCACAGUAAAUCCAAGAAUUCUAAGGGAACAAUUUGCCCCCCUAGUUUUCUGGACCGGUGGUCCAAGACUGUUGCCUGGUUCCUGGAGUGUUCUCACAGGCUCAUAAGUCCUGA
Molecule: messenger RNA, 3444 nt
Organism: Sorex araneus (European shrew)
Lineage: Eukaryota; Metazoa; Chordata; Mammalia; Eulipotyphla; Soricidae
Gene: GIMAP6
Product: GTPase, IMAP family member 6
Exons: 3
Coding region: 200-1225 (341 amino acids)
Cellular component (GO): cytosol
Molecular function (GO): GTP binding
Source: RefSeq, a predicted model, not a curated record